AUGGUGUUGAAGCGAUCCAGACGGCGCACUAAUCCCCAGCGACAGCAACCUCCAGCAUCACCACCACCAUCACCCAGACCAUCAUCAUCAUCAUCAUCAUGGACCCGACACAUUACGCUGGACCUGCUGCUACUGAUUCUGGCCAACUCGGUGUUCCACCCGUGGAUCACGCUGGUGUUCUACCUGUGUCUGGCGGCGGUGCACAAGCACCGCGAGCCGCUGGCGUACGGGACGCUGUACUACACGGCGUUCCUGGCCGUGGUCGAGCUGGGGAUGUGGCUCAAUCACCGCCUUACGUACGGCUACCACCGCAAGGUCGAGUGGGAGGACGAGGUGGUGGUCGUCACGGGCGGCGCGCACGGGCUGGGCCGCGUGCUCGCCGAGAUGCUGCUCAGAAAGGGCGCCAAGGUCGCCAUUCUGGACGUCCGCGAGCCCGACGGGGACGCUUACGACGAGAUGGAACGCUGGGAUCUCAUCUGGAAGACGGCGGAUGUGAGGAAUUCCGAACAGGUGAAGGAGGCGGUGGACAGGGUGGUGAAGGAGGGGCUCACGAUGCAUGUCCAUCAGUUUGGCCCGCCGACAAUCCUGAUCAACAACGCAGCAACGGCCAUUAAUGGUCUGCCGCUGGCAUCCACCAUUCCUUACGGACCACCAGAAUCAGCCUUGUCCCCUCAACAAGCCACCCAAACUAUGACCACGAACGCCCUCGGCCACUUCCACGCCCUGUCCACUGUCCUCCCUCAUAUCAUCGAAUCCACCAAGGGCGGCCACAUCAUAACCAUUUCGUCGAUCCUCGCGCAUCUCACUCCGGCUAAAUUGGCCGACUACAGCGCCUCGAAAGCGGCCGUCUCGGCCCUCCACGACACACUGUGCCACGAACUCCGCACCCACCCGGACCCGUCCGUCUUUCACGAGGUGAAAACCAUCCUCGUCGAGCCAGGUCAACUAUCCACGGAGCUUUUCGCGGACAUCACGCGUGUGCCCUUUUACGCGCACUUUUUCGCACCAGUGUUGGAGGCCAAGGACGUGGCCAAGGAGAUUGUGCGGUGGGUGGAGAGAGGUGACGGCGGCGUCAUUCGUAUGCCCUUUUAUGCCAAAUGUGUGCCGCUUCUGGGAGUGAUGCCAGGGGCUGUCCAGAGAGUGGUGCGGUGGUGGAGCGGGAUCGAUAGGGCGAUCAUUGGCAGAAAGCAAAAAGAGACGUGGGAUUGCCCGUUCUGA
Molecule: messenger RNA, 1218 nt
Organism: Fonsecaea erecta
Lineage: Eukaryota; Fungi; Ascomycota; Eurotiomycetes; Chaetothyriales; Herpotrichiellaceae
Exons: 2
Coding region: 1-1218 (405 amino acids)
Molecular function (GO): oxidoreductase activity, acting on the CH-OH group of donors, NAD or NADP as acceptor
Source: RefSeq, a predicted model, not a curated record